This is a messenger RNA of Corylus avellana, 1600 nucleotides long. Its product is annotated as ADP/ATP translocase, mitochondrial-like. Gene Ontology annotation, cellular component: mitochondrial inner membrane. NCBI's taxonomy places the organism in Eukaryota, Viridiplantae, Streptophyta, Magnoliopsida, Fagales, Betulaceae. Gene Ontology annotation, biological process: mitochondrial ADP transmembrane transport; mitochondrial ATP transmembrane transport. Gene Ontology annotation, molecular function: ATP:ADP antiporter activity. The record is from RefSeq and is a predicted model, not a curated record.
GCUACUAACCUGCUUUAGUUAUGCUUUGCAUGAUUAAUUUUAUUACUUGUUCUUCUCUCUCCUACGAUCUGUCUGUACACUGUUUCAACCAUUUUGUGAUUUGUGACUCUCUGGUACAUUCUGGGUGUGUUGUUUUCUUAAGUUGGUCCUCUCUGACCUCUAUAUAUUGGCAUGGCUUGCAGGUUUUUUAAUUGCAAAAAGUGAUGGCAGAGAGGCACCAGUACCCAAAUGUCAUGCAAAAGUUUGCUGGCCAGUUCCAUGUCAGUUCCAGCCUUUCCCAAGAUGUUCAAAACCGCAAUGGGGCUGCUCUGUAUCAGAGGCAUUUUGCAUAUGGAAAUUACUCCAACGAGGGAUUGCAGUAUCCCAUGACUCAGGCGUGCCGAGCUACCCACAAUUUGCCAGUGGUACCUCUUGCAGCCUCGCCUGUGUUUGUCCAAGCCCCACAAGAGAAAGGCUUUGCCGGCUUUGCUACUGAUUUUCUUAUGGGUGGAGUUUCUGCUGCUGUGUCCAAAACUGCUGCUGCUCCAAUGGAGCGUGUGAAGCUCUUGAUCCAGAACCAGGAUGAGAUGAUCAAGGCUGGUCGGCUAUCCGAACCCUACAAGGGAAUUGGAGAUUGUUUCAGCCGAACAAUUAAAGAAGAGGGUUUUGGAUCAUUGUGGAGAGGGAACACCGCUAACGUCAUCCGUUACUUCCCUACACAGGCCUUGAACUUUGCUUUCAAAGAUUACUUCAAGAAGCUGUUUAACUUCAAGAAAGACAGGGAUGGCUACUGGAAAUGGUUCGCUGGUAACUUGGCUUCUGGUGGUGCUGCUGGUGCCUCUUCCUCGAUCUUUGUCUACUCUUUGGAUUAUGCACGAACCCGUCUUGCAAAUGAUGCCAAGGCUACGACGAAGGGAGGAGGGAGGCAAUUCAAUGGCUUGAUUGAUGUCUACAGGAAGACUCUCCGAUCUGAUGGUAUUGCUGGGCUUUACCGUGGCUUCAACGUUUCUUGUGUUGGCAGCAUUGUGUACAGGGGUUUAUACUUUGGAGUGUAUGACUCUUUGAAGCCAGUGCUUCUGACUGGAAAGAUGCAGGAUAGUUUCUUCGCUAGCUUUGCUCUUGGUUGGGUUAUCACAAAUGGUGCUGGCGUUGCUUCCUAUCCAUUAGACACUGUCCGUAGAAGAAUGAUGAUGACAUCUGGUGAAGCUGUCAAGUACAAGAGCUCCUUUGAUGCAUUCUCUCGAAUCGUUAAGAGUGAAGGGCCUAAAUCUCUCUUUAAGGGAGCUGGUGCAAAUAUCCUUCGUGGCAUGGCCGGUGCCGGUGCUCUUGCAGGUUACGACAAGCUUCAGGUGAUCAUGUUGGGCAAGAAGUAUGGUUCUGGUGGGGCCUAAUUAAGAUGAACAGACAUCUCCUGCCCUUAUACCUAUAGAUGUUGAUGAAAAUCUUUCUUAGUUCAGUUUCUUAGGAUCCAUAUUUUACUCACUUGAAUAACUUGGUUUAGGGGAGUUUUACUCCCGAGAAUUGUUUCUUUUUUGAGGGAUUUUUGUUCCCACGAUCCCUGAUUGUAUAAAAUAAAUAUAAUUCUUUCUAUUUCAUGUGAAUUUGUAAAACAAAGAGAACA